GUACAGAUCCCAUCAACAUAGGAUGGGCGAAAUGGACGGUGAAGGCGAGAUCGAAGUGCUGGAGAAUGACAUACGCACAUUGCGAAAGCAGCUGCAAGAGAAGGUUCAGCAACUGAAGGCCUUGAAAAAGCAUUUUCAGAAAAAUUGUAUCACCAAGUUGAAUAACGAUGAAAUCGCUAGAUACAGUCGGCAGAUUAUACUCUCGGAGAUUGGCGUUCAAGGGCAGCUGAAACUAAAAAAGGCCUCGGUGUUGGUGGUUGGUGCCGGUGGCCUUGGAUGUCCCGCUGCGCUGUAUCUAGCUGGGGCUGGAAUCGGACGUAUCGGAGUGCUAGAUUACGAUGAAGUGGAACUUACGAAUCUUCAUCGACAGCUGCUGCACACGGAAGCCACUGUUGGCUUGACCAAAGUUACCUCGGCACAGUCCUAUCUAGAGCAGCUGAAUUCACAAAUCGAAAUUCAAACCCACUACACGCAACUGUCCAGUGACAACGCUUUCGGCAUUCUGGAUCAAUACGAUAUUGUGGUCGAUGCAACGGACAAUGUGGCCACUCGGUACCUGCUGAACGAUGCGUGCGUAAUGCUCCGAAAGCCACUCGUUUCGGGCAGCGCCCUGCAGCUGGAAGGUCAGUUGACCGUGUACAACUAUCGCGGAGGUCCGUGCUAUCGCUGUCUCUUCCCAACGCCUCCGCCACCGGAAUCCGUCACCAAUUGCGGUGAUGGCGGUGUUCUUGGAGCCAUCACGGGCGUUAUUGGUGCGCUGCAGGCUCUGGAAACGAUUAAAAUCAUCCUCUCAAAUGAGGGUGUCCUCAGCGGACGGUUGCUGCUGUUCGAUGGCAAGCAGAGUGCUUUCCGAAAUCUAAAACUUCGUCCAAAAAAGCCCAAUUGUGCAGUUUGCUCCGACGCUCCCACGCUCACUAAGCUGAUCGACUAUGAACAGUUUUGUCAGAUGAAAGCGACCGACAAGGACACUGCCCUGGCACUGUUGGACCCGUGUGAACGGAUUUCCGUGCGCGAAUACCACGACGAAUGGUUGACCACCGGCCGGGCGCAUCUGCUCAUCGACGUUCGCGGCCAAAACCAGUUCGAGAUGUGUCAACUGCCUGGUACACCAGUCAAUAUUCCCAUUGAGGAUAUCCUGAACAACAGACGAACGGAAGAGAUCCUGGCGCAAGUAGAACAGACGAUGUUGCCAGUGUACGUUGUGUGUCGCCGAGGAAAUGACUCGCAGCUGGCCGUGCGGCAUCUCGAGCCAAUGUUCAAGCAACGAAAUAUGCUAGCACCUCGUGACCUGAUCGGUGGACUCCACGCUUGGACGAAAACGAUCGAUUCAAACUUCCCCAUCUACUGACCGGCACGGUUGUUUAUUAUCUUUUUUUGUCUGUUUUACCUGUUCAUGCACAAUAAAAAAAUCA
Messenger RNA from Anopheles nili, 1412 nucleotides. It is a transcript of the gene Uba4, whose product is annotated as adenylyltransferase and sulfurtransferase MOCS3. The transcript has 3 exons. Gene Ontology annotation, molecular function: adenylyltransferase activity; thiosulfate-cyanide sulfurtransferase activity; URM1 activating enzyme activity. Bases 23 to 1348 code for a protein of 441 amino acids. Gene Ontology annotation, biological process: protein urmylation; tRNA wobble position uridine thiolation. Lineage: Eukaryota; Metazoa; Arthropoda; Insecta; Diptera; Culicidae. The record is from RefSeq and is a predicted model, not a curated record. Gene Ontology annotation, cellular component: cytoplasm; cytosol.